Molecule: messenger RNA, 456 nt
Organism: Suillus subalutaceus
Lineage: Eukaryota; Fungi; Basidiomycota; Agaricomycetes; Boletales; Suillaceae
Exons: 3
Coding region: 1-456 (151 amino acids)
Source: RefSeq, a predicted model, not a curated record
AUGGGUAAUGAAGAGCACACAGCCGCAAAGCCUGCUCAUGGCCAUAAAAUGAGUCAGAGUGUCUUGUUUAUGCCGCGGCCGCAGACACGGCUCCGGUACUCCUCUAAUAUCUGGUCGAAGGGCAUUAACAAGCGUGCAGGAUGGCGUUGGCGUGAAUGGUAUGGUUAUUCGAGGCGCUGGUUGCUGCAGUGCAUCACGAUGUGUGGUGUAUGCACGGUAGACGCUACCAUAGCUGCGCAUGUGCCGGCGCCGCUGGUGCGACAACAACUCCACUGCGUAUCUGCUGAUGUGCGAGUCGCCAGUGGUUCUACUAGCAUCCUCGUUGACGAACUGGCGAAUCUGUCUGUGACAGAGCAGGAGAUACUGCACUUACUCGCAGAGGGCAGAGGUAUGACCCAGUAUGGCGGGUAUUGGGGUGCUGGAGUCCUUGCGGAAGCUGUCGACGGGUGUUUAUAG